Molecule: messenger RNA, 1155 nt
Organism: Andrographis paniculata
Lineage: Eukaryota; Viridiplantae; Streptophyta; Magnoliopsida; Lamiales; Acanthaceae
Product: NAD(P)H-quinone oxidoreductase subunit M, chloroplastic
Exons: 2
Coding region: 125-772 (215 amino acids)
Molecular function (GO): oxidoreductase activity, acting on NAD(P)H, quinone or similar compound as acceptor
Source: RefSeq, a predicted model, not a curated record
UUAGUAUGUGAUAAGGGCUGAAGAAUUCUUAUCCACAAGAAACUUGAGGCCUGAAAUUCUCUAGCCAUUUAUUUGAUUACAAAGAAGAAAAGCUUUACAGAGAAGGGAAAAUCUGUAAUCCGCCAUGGCUACUGCUGCUGCAACUUCAACCUACUUCUCGAUACUGGUACGGACGCCGGAGAAGAAGCGAUUGGGUAAAAGAACUGUGCUUUUUGUUUCUGCGCAGCAGCCGGAAGUCGAAGAGGAUGUGAAGGAAGUGAUCGAGGAGGAAAUCAGGAAUGAAAAGAGGAAACGGAACGAACAGCAGCUGAAGACGCCGAGGCCGGUGGAAAAGCAGACGAAUGUGAAGAGCAAGAACAUGGAGCGGGAAUACGGCGGGCAGUGGCUGAGCAGCACCACACGUCACGUGAGGAUAUUCGCAGCCUACGUUGAUCCGGAGACGUGCGAAUUCGACCAGACGCAGAUGGAUAAGCUGACACUCAUCCUCGACCCGACGGAUGAGUUUGUGUGGACGGACGAGACCUGCACCAAAGUUUUCUCUUGUUUCCAAGAACUCGUCGAUCAUUAUGAGGGUGCACCGCUCACGGAGUACACACUGCGGCUGAUUGGUUCGGAUUUGGAACACUAUAUAAGGAAGCUAUUGUAUGAAGGAGAGAUUAAGUACAACAUGGAUGCGAGGGUGCUCAAUUUCAGCAUGGGAAAACCUCGAGUCGGAUUCGGAUUCAACUACGAUGGAGAGGAGAGCUUCAAGAUGCAAAAUAACAUGGAUUGAAUUCGAGGAGAGAUUAGAAGAUUAACACAAACAAAGAGAUAUGUAUGUUUCGGGCGAGCAUCAGGUUGAGAUCACUUGCCGUGCAUCAAUGGCGUCGCUGAUGGAUCAAUACAUACAUACGUACAUAUAUUUAUGUGUAUAUAUUUACGUAUUUCUAUCUCUACACCUGUGAUGUAUUCGUGAAGAAAUUCUUCGUCUACGUCUUCCUCCAAUUGCCCUAGUUUAUGUCACUGUCAAUUAGAACAAGAUGAUUAUGAUGAGGAGGGGAGAGGAGGCAAACAAAUUAAACUAAUUGAUCAUUUGAUUUGAUUUGAGCUCCUCGUGUUCUUCACAUAUGUACAUAUAUUAUCCUCUUUCUUGAGUUCUCUUUUUCGUGGCUACUA